This is a messenger RNA of Aspergillus puulaauensis, 1239 nucleotides long. Its product is annotated as questin oxidase family protein. The record is from RefSeq and is a predicted model, not a curated record. Lineage: Eukaryota; Fungi; Ascomycota; Eurotiomycetes; Eurotiales; Aspergillaceae. Gene Ontology annotation, molecular function: oxidoreductase activity. The coding region runs from base 1 to 1239 and encodes 412 amino acids. The transcript is spliced from 3 exons.
AUGCUCACGUCCGCCUUUUUGAGAAACCUGCUGCCCUGGGGCGAGCGGGUCGUCUUCACUAUACCCCCUGUUGAAGCAGUUGAAAUCGACACAGCGCACGAAAAGGCCGCGCGAGCCCUAAAGCACCUGCUUAAGCUCAACCACGCCAACAAUGCGAUCCUCUGGAACGAGCGCAGAUUCCAUAACCAUGCCCCGCACUCGCUGUCCUCGUACUUCCUGUUGGGUGCUGAUGCGGAGAAUUUGAAUCGCCUGUAUGAGUGUGAGCUGAAGCCGCUCGAUGGGUGGGCCGACUCGCCGGGGGAGAUCAGUACGUACGAUUGGAGGGAUUAUUUGGGCAAGAGGGAAUACCAACGAGCGUAUGUCGACUUCUUCGAAGACGAGCUUGUCCGCCAUGGCUACGACUGGAAAAAGGUGGUCGCCAACUAUUUAUUCGAAGGAAAGGAGCCUCUCUUCAACGCCUUAGCCUGUGACCUCGGCCACCCCCUCAUCCACCUCGCCUACGCCUUCGAAGUGUCUAGCCGCGAAGUCGCAAUGGAGGCCCUCUCCCUCGCAUCAGUCUGCUACAGCCCAACCCACAAAUACCUUGACGACCCAUCCUAUUCCCAAGCCGAAGCCUCCUACUAUUCACAUUCCCCCAUCGAAAUCCUGACCAAAGUACGCACGGACAAACGUCUAACAAACCUCUUCACAACACCCGGCGACCACAAUACAGAAGUCGUCUUCCGCGAAGCCGAAGCAACAAUCCUCAAUCACUGGAACGCAUGGAAAAUCCCCACAGGAAGCGACGCAAUGAAAUGCCUCCGAGAAAGCCAAGAACUCGCCGUCGCUCUAUUAACAGCAACCCUAAACCCCGCCACCCCAGACCAGAAAUACGACUUCUUCUUCGUCCACGUCCUCACAUCCAGCUAUGCCGUUCGCGUUCUCCUCCCGCUAAUACCCGCGAAAUUCCAAAUCCCACUCGUGCGCCAGUGGUGGCUCCUGACCCUGGCUGUAUACAUCGGCCAGCUAAGACCGGAAAUCCGCCUCGACACUAUCCGGAAACAGGAUAUCACCAACAAGAGCUGGGAUUAUGUUAAGGAUAAAGCGCUCCACGGCGAACAUUCCACGGAGACGCAUUAUAUCAAGGCUCUCCGUGUCUUCAGGGAUAUGGCAAGGACGUGGGGCGACCCCGAUGGGUACUAUUUGAAGGCUGCUGUUAAGUUUGCGGAUGGGUUUACAGGAUGGGGUGGGUUUGUAUAA